Sarcophilus harrisii (Tasmanian devil) is the source of this 2441-nucleotide messenger RNA. RefSeq names its product 5'-nucleotidase domain containing 4 (gene NT5DC4). NCBI's taxonomy places the organism in Eukaryota, Metazoa, Chordata, Mammalia, Dasyuromorphia, Dasyuridae. Gene Ontology annotation, molecular function: 5'-nucleotidase activity. The record is from RefSeq and is a predicted model, not a curated record. The coding region runs from base 1 to 1620 and encodes 539 amino acids. The transcript is spliced from 18 exons.
AUGGCUAAUAACCCUAGGAGGCACCAACACUGCUCCUCCAACGUUCCUGACUCAUCUUUGGAGAGAGUGGGAUACAGAGAGGAAGUCACCAAGGGGAGAGCUGGGCUGGACAGCUGGCUCUGUGGCCAGCUGGACUCCCACACAUUUCCUUCUCCCCCUAGGGUAUUUGUGAACCGCAGCCUGGCCCUGGGUAAGAUAAGAUGUUUUGGAUUCGACAUGGACUACACUCUGGCUGUUUACAAAUCUCCUGAUUAUGAGGCCCUGGCAUUUGAGCUACUUCUGGAAAGGCUGGUCUGCAUUGGCUACCCCCAUGAGAUUCUCCGUUAUACCUACAAUCCUUCCUACCCUACCAGGGGCCUAGUGUUUGAUGAACUCUAUGGCAACCUGUUGAAGGUGGACACCCAUGGAAACGUGUUGCUGGCUACUCAUGGCUUCUCCUUCCUCACUGAGGCUGAAAUCUGGAGUUUUUAUCCCAGCAAAUUCAUUCAUCGGGAUGACAUGCAAAGAUUUCACAUUCUCAAUACUCUCUUCGACCUUCCAGAAACGUACCUAUAUGCCUGCCUUGUGGACUUUUUUACCAACUGCUCCAGAUACAUUAACUGUGACACAGGCUACCAGCAUGGAAACCUCUUCAUGUCCUUCCGUAGCCUCUUCCAGGAUGUGUCUGAUGCCAUGGACAACGUCCAUCUUUCAGGCUGCCUGAAGGAGAAGACCUUGGAGAACUUGGAGAAAUAUGUGGAGAAAGACGCCCGUAUUCCUCUCCUAUUAGGAAAGCUGAAGGAAGUUGGGAAAGUGUUUCUGGCCACUAACAGUAACUACAAUUACACCAACGCAAUCAUGACCUAUCUGUUUGACUGUGGUCAGGAGAAAGCUUUGACUCGGCCCUGGCAAUCCUAUUUUGACCUGAUUGUGGUGGACACCCAGAAACCACGCUUCUUUGCGGAGGGGACAGUGCUGAGACAGGUCAACACGGACUCUGGGAAGCUGCGAAUUGGCACCUACACUGGUCCCCACCAACACUGCGCUGUCUACUCAGGAGGCUCUUCGGAUAUUGUAUGUGAGCUGCUUGGAAUAAGGGGAAAAGACAUCCUGUACAUCGGGGACCACAUCUUUGGGGACAUCCUGAAGUCUAAGAAGCGGCAGGGCUGGCGGACCUUCCUUGUGGUGCCUGAGCUGACCCGGGAAUUGACUGUCUGGGCCCGGGAGAAUGACUUGUUUGAGGAGCUGCAGAUGCUGGAAGUGACUUUGGCAGAGAAGUACCAGCACAUGGACAGGAGGAGCUGUGGGCAAGAAGAUAUUAGUUCUACCAAGAGAGAGAUUCAGAGGGUGACCCGGGAGAUAGACCUUCGCUACAGCAAGAUGGGAAGCCUGUUCCGCUGUGGAUUCCGCCAGACGCUCUUUGCCAGCCAGUUGAUGCGAUACGCGGACCUCUACUCUUCCUCCAUCCUUAACCUCCUGCAUUACCCGCUCAGCUGCUUGUUCAGGGACACCCCAGUGCUGAUGCCUCAUGAAUCUGCGGUGGAGCUGGAGAAGAAUGCUCAGGACCCAGUGAAGGGCCAGAGGAAUAUGCCGAAUGUUCUGCAUGGAUUCAUAGAGAACACUCAGGGCAGUGAAGCUUGAGAUGACUUGGGGGAAAAACUGAGCUGCUUAUUGGCUUACAAGACUUUACCUGGAUUCACUCACCCGAGACACUUCAGGACUUAUUUUCAGAUCCUGGAAAACUUAGAAGUGGGCAUGGGGGAGGGAAAGAAGGUAAUCAAAUUAAAUUGUUUAUUUCAGUAAGCAUUUAUUCAACCUACUGUGUGCUAGACCCUGAAAAGACAAAGUAAAAAACAAAAGAGAGUCCAGCCCCAAGAAGCUCACAUUCUACUGAGGUUGGGAAAGAUUAUACCUGUGCAAGGAUAAGUAAAUAGAUGAAACAAAUACAAAAUAUUGGGGAAGGGGAAGCACUCACAAUGGGGAGAAUCUUAGGAGAUUCUUUGGUCUGAGCCUAGUGGCACUAGUGGAUAGGAUUACUUUGCUUCUAUUUCUAAACAUUUAUUUUCAUAUAUGAUUUCUUUGCAUUGAUGGUUUAUUAUUAGCAAUUAUGGUCUGUUAUCUGCUUUUUCUAGAUCAUUAUUAGACAUUAGAUAAGCCACCCUAACAAUCAUAUUUUUGAAUUUAUUAAAAUUAAAUAAUCAUUUUGACUUUUUAAAUUUUAAUUCAUCACUGUCUUGGGAAGUGUUUCUUCAUGGUAUUGGGGUACUCUGGGCUAGAUUCAGAGGUCUUCUGAAAAAGAACUGGGAGGGAAGAGGGUUGAGUGGACUGCAGACUCAACAUGAGUCAAUGGUGUGAAACUGGCAGAAAAAAAGCAAGGCCGCCUGGUGGGCAGUGCUAGACUUGAAAGUCCAGGAGACCCUAGGUUCAAAUCCUAUCUUUGACACUAUUUAUCUCUAGGUAAG